This is a messenger RNA of Gracilinanus agilis (Agile Gracile Mouse Opossum), 1383 nucleotides long. RefSeq names its product putative olfactory receptor 2I1. Gene Ontology annotation, cellular component: membrane. Gene Ontology annotation, biological process: G protein-coupled receptor signaling pathway. The transcript has 4 exons. Lineage: Eukaryota; Metazoa; Chordata; Mammalia; Didelphimorphia; Didelphidae. Gene Ontology annotation, molecular function: olfactory receptor activity; G protein-coupled receptor activity. The record is from RefSeq and is a predicted model, not a curated record.
AUGCCCGUUCUAACCUCCCUAGUGGAUGGGAUCCCAGAGUGCUCUCUGAGCACAGUCCAGGUGCCUCCAUUCCUCCUGGGAGAAAAUGACUGCUACAUCGUCAAAGGUGAGCAGCCCCUGAAACAGCCAAAAGAGGAAAAGAUAGGGAUAGGAAGGACUUCUCCUCGGGAUGCCCGCAGGCAGGCAGACAGGCAGCCGGGAGGAGAUGGACACAGCCGGGGACAGCGACUGAGUGGGACAAGUCCAAACCGAGAGUCUGGAAGGAACCAGGGAACGGGUCACGAGAGAGAAAGCAGCCAAGAGACAAAGGCCCCGGCCCGGCCCAGCCCAGGAACCAGGAGGGCAGGGAUGCGUGUCCGGGUCUGGCGGGGCACGGAGGGGAACCAAGAGAGGGAAGAGAAGAGGCUGUUCGGCUUGGUCUGGAUUUUCUAUGGGGUCUCAAAAUUUCUGGGUCAUUUUCUUCCUCCCUAGACCAAUUACAGUACCGAUGAACUUUACUUUCUUCUGGGAUUCUCCGACUGGCCAUCGCUCCAGCCACUCCUCUUUGCCCUGAUCCUCUUCUGUUAUCUCCUCACCCUGGUGGGCAACUCGGCCCUCGUGUUCUUGGCGGUUCGUGAUCCUCGCCUGCACGCACCUAUGUACUACUUUCUCUGCCACCUUGCCCUGGUGGAUGCGGGCUUCACCACCAGCGUUGUUCCGUUGCUUUUAGCCAACCUCUGGGGCUGGGCGAGGGCGCUGUCCCGAGCCGGGUGCAUGACCCAGCUCUACAUCUCCCUGGCACUAGGUUCCACUGAGUGCAUCUUGCUGGCCGUGAUGGCGCUGGACCGCUCGGCCGCAGUAUGCCGUCCACUCCAUUACACAGCCCUGGCCUCGCCCCGCCUAUGUCGGGCGCUGGCAGCCGCCUCCUGGUUGGGUGGAUUCACCAACUCUCUGGCACAAACCAUACUACUGGCCACGCGACAGUUGUGCGGACCCUGGUGUCUGGACCACUUCAUCUGCGAGCUGCCAGCUCUGUUGAAAUUAGUGUGUGGGGGUGGGGGCGCUGUGGAACAGCAGAUGUUUGCUGCCCGCGUAGUUAUUCUACUAGUGCCCUCCGCUGUCAUCCUAGCUUCCUAUGGGGCUGUGGGCAGGGCCGUGUGGAAAAUGAAGUCCCAGACAGGGAGGAGAAAAGCAAUGGGGACCUGCGGUUCCCACCUUACAGCUGUCUGUCUAUUCUAUGGUUCUGCCAUCUACACAUAUUUGCAGCCAACACACAGUUACUCUCAGGGGCAAGGCAAGUUCGUCUCCUUGUUCUACACUGUGGUCACCCCUGCCCUCAACCCCAUCAUUUACACCCUAAGGAACAAGGAAGUGAAGGGGGCAGCGAAAAGGUUUCUGGGUUGA